This is a messenger RNA of Colletotrichum graminicola M1.001, 1224 nucleotides long. RefSeq names its product NUDIX domain-containing protein. The coding region runs from base 1 to 1224 and encodes 407 amino acids. The record is from RefSeq and is a predicted model, not a curated record. NCBI's taxonomy places the organism in Eukaryota, Fungi, Ascomycota, Sordariomycetes, Glomerellales, Glomerellaceae. The transcript is spliced from 2 exons. Gene Ontology annotation, cellular component: cytosol. Gene Ontology annotation, molecular function: metal ion binding; NADH pyrophosphatase activity. Gene Ontology annotation, biological process: NAD+ catabolic process; NADP+ catabolic process.
AUGGGUUCUCAAGCUUGGAACCUCCCCGCACCAGUCGACGACCCCGACUCCAUGCUGUCCCGCAAGUUCGGACGGGAGACCGUCAACUACUUCGCCGGCAGCGUCCUUAACCGUGUGGGCUGGCUGCGUACUGACCACACCUUCCUCAGGGCCGCCUUCCAGUUCAAGGAGGCAAAGUUCAUGCUCCUCAAGGACCUCAGCCCCCUCACCAACGCGCCCACAAAAGUCCAGUUUGUGUCUUUUGACGAUGUCAAGCCCCUGACCACCGAGGACCCGUUCGGCCCCUCCGAGGAGGACCUCAUCAAGAACUUUGACUCGACAGUCACUAAACCGCUCAUCGUCUUCCUAGGCCUCGAGGAGAGCGCAGAUGUGUCCUUUGGGUACAAAGAGCUCAAGGGCCGGCCCUGGUUUGCUGUGGAUGUGACGCCCAGGGGCUCGUAUGCCGAUGCCGCCAACCAGCUUAUCGAGGCGCAGGCCAGCAAAGGCUACAAGUUCCUCGAAGGCAUGAGGCCCAUGACACUCGAGCCGGACGCGGCUGGAAUUUAUGCCCAGGCCCGCUCCAUUACAGACUGGAACACCCGCCACAAGUUCUGUGCUGGCUGUGGACAGCCGUCCCUGUCCGGUAAUGCUGGCUACAAGCGGCUGUGCCCUCCCACCGACCUUGCCGGCUCGGACACUCCCCGCGAACGGGCCGAAUGCGCCACUCGGAAGGGCGUUUCCAACAUCAGCUUCCCGAGGACCGAUCCCACCAUGAUCGCCGCAGUCAUCUCCUCUGACGGCCAGAAGGUGCUCCUGGGCCGCAACAAGAGGUAUCCUCCUAACUGGUACAGCACCCUCGCAGGCUUCAUCGAGCCCGGUGAGUCCAUCGAAGAGUCUGUGCGCCGUGAAGUCUUUGAGGAGAGCGGCGUGAGGGUCGGGCGUGUGGUCAUCCACUCGAGCCAGCCGUGGCCCUACCCUGCGAGCUUGAUGAUCGGUGCUAUUGCCCAGGCUCUACCCGACGGCGAGACGAUCGAUCUUGGCAACGACCCCGAGCUGGAGGAUGCGCAGUGGUACCCUCUCGAGGUCCUCCGGGAUGCGCUCAAGUAUGGCGUCAGUGGCCUUGGUGAGCCUGCCCCGGAGGGGUACAAGGAGGGUGGCCUCCGUCUGCCCCCUCCUACGGCCAUCGCUAACCGGCUUCUGACUGCCGUGGCUGAUGGUUACGCGACCGUGAUCCCCAAGAUGUAA